AUGAUAUUGUCACGUAUUCCAGCGAAUACGCUGGCAAGAAAGCAAGCCUUUAAAAAGGCAUCAUGUGCUAUUCUACCGCGACAAACAUCGCUGCUCAAUUUCAUUCUUCGCAACAACAACAACAGCAGCAUCUUCCAAGUGCGAACAUUUAAAAAUCUGUCUGCGAGGCUUGCAGAGGAGUCAUCUACCAAGGUGCCUAACCCCGUAUCCAAGCCUGUAACUACAGAAAUCCCCAUCACUCAAGUAGCCCGAGAACAAACAGCUCAACUCUAUCUCGAUAACGUAUUCCCACUCAGGAUGGGUGUGCUGGACAUCAGACAAGUCUUUUUCAGAAACUCGAAAAACUUUCUCGAAUCCAAGGCCCAUCAGGCAAUCCCUUCAGAUGAGUUACCCUACAAUUUUGCCAUCAAGGAAAUAUUGGCUCGCACAAAAGACGGUGGUGCCAUUGUUACAUUUUCCUUCAAAAGCACAGAUGGAUCUAAAGUGGAUGUUGCCAAAGACAUUGUCUCCAGAGUCAAUGAAUAUAUCGUUAGCCACAACAUUGUUGCACCCUACAAUCUGCAGUCUGUGAGAGCUUUUCUGGUCAAAGGAUCGCCUUUUAUGGAAGAUAUGAUUGCUAGAUACCCCACCAAUCGACUCCGCAUUGAAUUUCAAGGCGAAGCUGUCAAUGUUGAAAGACUCUAUCGCCAUUUGAGACCCUAUGGUAAAGUAUUUGACAUUGCACUGUACCCCAAUCCCAUCGUGGCAAAGGAUCCUGCUCGCUACGCCAUUGCUCAAUUCACCAGAACAAGAUUUGCUACCAGUGCUCGCAAUUGUUUGCACGGACAUUACAUUGAUGGCACGCGAUUGAACAUUUUAUAUGAAAAGCAGUUGCGUACCAACGUGGUCAAAGACUGGCUUGUCAACCAUCCUCGUAUCACCAUCCCCGUACUAGCAGCUAUAUUUGCAGGUGUCACCUAUGUAGUGUUUGACCCCAUCCGUGUGUUCUUCAUUACCUCCAAGAUCAAUCAAAGAUUCAACCCUCAAGAGUAUGCCGUCUAUCGCUGGUUGCGCAAUGAAACAUGGGCUCGUUUGAUGCCUGGAGGUUCUAGAGAUCUGGCUAGUGCUGGUACAUCUGUGUGGGCUGAUGAUACCGAAAAGACUGAAAAGCUGAUUUCAUGGCUUGCUGAGACACCAGAGACGUUUGUGCUUGUUUCUGGACACAAGGGAAGUGGUAAAUCUGCCUUGGUCAAAUCUGCCAUCAAGGAUAGAAAAAACAAGCUUUUUAUUGAUUGUGAAGCAGUGGGAUCCGGCAGAAACCAAUCCGACAUGACAAAGAAUCUUGCCAAGGAAGUAGGCUAUUUCCCUGUAUUCACCUGGGUGUCUUCCAUGAGCGGCCUCAUCGAUACAGUUGUUGCAGCUACAACAGGCCAAAAGACAGGCUUUUCCGCCAACCCUGAUUCGCAAACUAAGGCUAUUUUAGAGACGGUGGCCAUUGCACUUCGAGAUGUUGUGCCUAACGAAAAGGAGGCUCGUAAGAGAGCAGAAGAGGAAGCUGAACGUGAAAAUUUCCUCGAGAGACUCAAGAGCUUGAUCACUGGACGUAAAGCCAAGCGAAAUGCAACGACAGACAAUGAAAAGAGCAGCGAGGAGGCUGAUGAAGACAAAUUGGACGAAAAGAGCAUCCCCAUCGUCGUCAUCGAUAACUACAUGUACCGUGAAACAACCAAGAAUGCUAAACUGUGGGAGGAAUUGGCGGAAUGGGCUGCCUUGUUAAUUGAAAAUGAGAUUGCGCAUGUUGUGUUUGUCAGCUCGAAUGCUGGUGUGAUGAAGACGCUGGGUAAAGCACUUCCCGGCAAGAGUUUCUCCAACAUUGCGCUGUCUGACGCACCUCCUGAAAUGGCCAUGUCUUUUAUCAACAAGCAGCUGGGAUCUGAGGUACAAGAUCCUGAUCUUCGUCCAGUAGUGGCUGCUUUGGGUGGUCGUUUGACUGAACUGGAGCUGCUGGUGCAAAAGAUGAAGAUGAAGAUGGACGCACAGACUGCUUUCGAGGAUAUUGUCACUCGCAACUUGAUUGAAAUUCGCAAAUAUGGAUUCGGAGACUCGUCUGACGAGAGCAACAAGCUGGAGUGGUCAUCAACACAGUUCUGGACUAUAGUGAAACUUUUAACAAACAAAAUGAGUAUCAACUAUGACGAACUGAAAUGGGGUCCUGCCUUCCUCGGCGAUGAUGCACCAUUGAGGGCAAUGGAGAGAGCAGAGCUCAUCAUGAUUGUCCAAAAGGAGGGCCGAGCCAACUCGAUCCGACCUGGCAAACCGGUGUUUUACACUGUAUUCAACAGACUGACCUCAGACACUAUUUUCGCUGCUUCGAUGGAAGUGGAAUCCAAUAUGGCACUGAAAAAACAAUCCGAGGCAGACAUUGCCAAGUUGGAAGAUAACAUCAACAAACUAACAAACAUCAAUGCGCCCAACCGACCACCCAAAGAGAUUGAAACCAGAAUCAAAUUCUUGCUCACCAAGGUGGCAUCCAUUCAGAAACUGAUUGAAGAAUACGACAAUAAGAUCAAGGCAGCCAAGGAGGUGAUUUCAAAGUCUUGGGUGGACAAUGAUGAUGAGUAG
Mucor velutinosus is the source of this 2601-nucleotide messenger RNA. RefSeq lists its product as uncharacterized. The transcript has 8 exons. Gene Ontology annotation, cellular component: mitochondrial inner membrane. Bases 1 to 2601 code for a protein of 866 amino acids. Gene Ontology annotation, molecular function: RNA binding. Lineage: Eukaryota; Fungi; Mucoromycota; Mucoromycetes; Mucorales; Mucoraceae. The record is from RefSeq and is a predicted model, not a curated record.